Molecule: messenger RNA, 448 nt
Organism: Guyanagaster necrorhizus
Lineage: Eukaryota; Fungi; Basidiomycota; Agaricomycetes; Agaricales; Physalacriaceae
Product: hydrophobin-251
Exons: 4
Coding region: 37-378 (113 amino acids)
Cellular component (GO): fungal-type cell wall
Molecular function (GO): structural constituent of cell wall
Source: RefSeq, a predicted model, not a curated record
CAACCUUCACAGUUGUAUCAAUCGCCCACCUACACCAUGUUCGCUCGUAUCUACGCCCUCGCCUUCACUCUCUUCUUCGCUAUGCCCUUGUUCGUGGCUGGUAGCGCCGUCCCGCGUGGCGGAACAGGCUGUACCACUGGAGAAGUGCAAUGUUGCCAGUCCGUUCAGAGUGCGACCUCCACCCCGGUUUCCACCCUUUUGGGACUUCUCGGUGUCGUUUUAGGUAACCUCGGUGUCGAUGUUGGUGUCACUUGCUCCCCCAUCAGCGUCAUUGGUGUCGGAGGCAACAGCUGCUCUACUCAGACCGUCUGCUGCGAGGACAACAGCUUCAAUGGUCUCAUUGCCAUUGGUUGCACUCCCAUCAACAUUGGACUCUGAAGAGUUGAAGUGGUCUUCCUAGCAUCUCAUGGUCAUAUCAUUGACACGGACGAAUUCGUAUACAGAUAGC